Molecule: messenger RNA, 651 nt
Organism: Homalodisca vitripennis (glassy-winged sharpshooter)
Lineage: Eukaryota; Metazoa; Arthropoda; Insecta; Hemiptera; Cicadellidae
Product: tudor domain-containing protein 7-like
Exons: 4
Coding region: 154-651 (165 amino acids)
Source: RefSeq, a predicted model, not a curated record
UUUGUUAGUGCAUUUUUUUAACAAAUUGUACGUUCUAGGUACUAUAACUUGCACCUUGUUUAUGUGUGCAUAUGUAUAACGCAAACAAACCUAAACAUAUUUGAUUAUCCCUACGAAAGAUUGGAUACCUCAAUCAGGUCGCUUUUUGCAGGAAUGGAAUCUAAAGACGAAUUGAAUUUUAUACUUCGUGGUCUUUUAAUAUCAAAUCCAAAAGUAACAAAGGCCAGUAGAUUACAAGCAGACUUUUUAGAAACUGAAGGAAAACAUUUUCCUUACCGACAGCUUGGAUUUUUAUCAUUUCUUGAUUACCUCAGGUCUAUACCAUCUGUAGUUAAGCUAGUACCAUUUAAUUCUGAAAAUCCAGAUGUGCUUCCAGUUGCAAUGAAAGCAUCCAGUCACAUUGACAAACUGGUUUUAAAGCAACGAAUUACAGCACCGAAAAAGAGUAGUUCGACAUUUUAUAGCAGACGUGGUGGAUACAAUGGAAGACCUAGAAGAAGACCUCCUUGUGGAAUACCUCCAGCGCUACCUAAAUCAUUACCUAAAAAAGUACCAUCAACUUUUGAUCCUGAUUUUAUGAAAAAUGUUCUUUGGGAGCUUUUCAAGAAAGUGGCAGGUUCAAAAGCUUUGCUCAGUUCCCCUAUGCCUUGA